GAGAAAGUGAUCUUUCUUCCUGAAUCAACAAAACAAUCUCAAGUGGCUGGGCAAAUACAUAAUAUAAUCUCAUUUCUCAGCCAGACGGAGGGGAGCGCUGGGAGUGUGUUUUGGGCGAGAAAGUGCUGGUAUUCUGGCUAUUUAUAUAUCAUGCUAAUAAUUCAGACGGCUGGGGGAGAGCAUUAUAAAUGCAGAACUUGAUGCAUGGGAUUCUGGGAAAUUUGGAAUUUUCUACUGUGUAUGAAUUAUUCUGCCUGCCCAGUGUCCCACACCUGUACCAGUGCACUGCUGCUCUAACACUAGUGAAACCAGUGACGGGUAUUUGCACAACCACCAACUGCCACUUGAUGAUCAAUCUACAAAUCCAUUUCCAUGGGCUUUCUAAUUGCAGGUAUAACUAAAACCUAAUUGCCAUGGAUCCGGUCUCUGUACUUCUGUCUGUUGUUGUUUGUAUUUUCCUAUAUAAAGUCUUCUAUGGUGGGAAAGAAAGACCUGAGAACUUCCCUCCUGGGCCCAAACCAUUACCCCUCAUUGGGAAUCUGCACAUAAUGAAUAUGAGGAAACCCCAUCUGACAUUUAUGGAGCUGGCUAAAACAUACGGCUCAGUAUUCAGCUUUCAACUUGGCCUGGAGAAGAUCGUUGUGCUUUGCGGCACCGACACAGUGAAAGACGCUCUUAUCAACCAUGCCGAGGAGUUUUCAGAGAGGGCCAAAAUUCCUGUUUUUGAAGAUAUCGCUAAAGGACAUGGUAUUGUUUUUGCUCAUGGAGAGAACUGGAAGGUGAUGAGAAGAUUCACUCUUUCUGCACUAAGAGACUUCGGGAUGGGGAAGAAAACUAUAGAAGACAAGAUUUGCGAAGAAAGUGACUGUUUAGUAGAAACAUUUAAGUCCUAUAAUGGGAAGCCGUUUGAUAACACUUUCAUACUGAAUUCUGCUGCAGCCAACAUCAUUGUGACCAUACUCCUUGGGGAUCGCUUUGAUUAUAAGGAUCCAAAAAUGCUAAACCUUAUAAAAGUAGUGAAUCAAAAUAUGAGGAUUGGUGGUGGUUUUAUGGUUAGGCUGUAUAACACAUACCCAACUAUUAUGAGAUGGAUUCCCGGCAGUCAUCAAACUGUUUCUAAAAACGUAGCAACAAUAUUCAAGUUUCUCAAUGAGACAUUUACGGAACACAGAAAAGUACUGGACGUAAAUGACCAGAGGGAUCUCAUUGAUGCGUUUCUUGUCAAGCAACAAGAGGAGGAACUUUCUUCUAAAAAGUUUUUUUACAACCAAAACCUCACAGUCCUUGUAACCAAUUUAUUUGCUGCUGGAAUGGAGACAACCUCUACCACCCUUCGAUGGGGCCUCCUGUUAAUGAUGAAGUAUCCAGAAAUCCAGAAAAAAAUCCAAAAAGAAAUCGAUCAAGUGAUUGGCUCAGCCCAACCUCGCCUUGAGCACAGGAAACAAAUGCCCUAUACUGAUGCCGUUAUCCAUGAGAUUCAGAGAUUUGCCAACAUCGCACCUAUUAACAUUCCCCAUGAGACAACUCAGGACGUCACAUUCAGGGGCUACUUUAUUCCAAAGGGAACCCAAGUGAUCCCCCUGCUGGCAUCUGUCCUGCGAGAUAAAGCCUAUUUCAAAAAGCCAGAAGAAUUUUACCCGGAACAUUUCCUUGACUCAGAAGGGAAUUUUGUUAAAAAUGAGGCCUUCCUUCCCUUCUCAGCAGGUAAAAGAAGUUGUGCCGGAGAGACGUUGGCCAAGAUGGAACUCUUCUUGUUCUUCACAAAGUUACUGCAGAACUUCACAUUCCAACCCCCUCCUGGAGUUGAGGUCCAACUGACCUGUGGAGUUGCCUUGACAUCCAUACCUUUAGACCAUAAGAUCUGUGCUUUGCCUCGCAGCUAGAAUAGAAAUGUACAUAAUAGCAAGUAAAUGAAGCUGCUACGUAAAAGAAAAGGAAAGAAGGCAGCCAUUUUAAAUCUAAAACUACUGGGUAUGAAAAGCUCAGUGCUUAUCAUUCUUGUGCUUGCAGCCGCCAUCUUAAAGAACAAUUCAACACAGUUUUUGUUUUUUUUACUUGUAUGUAUGUGUGUGUGUGUGUGUGUGUGUGUGUAUAUAUAUAUAUAUAAUUUGCUAUAAUUUAGUGGUUCCUGCCAUUUUACCAAGUUUCUCUGUUUUGUAUCUAUAAAUAUGUCAAUGAAAAUAUAGUAACAAAUGCACAAAAUAUUGUUGAAUAAAGGAAGUACAUUCAGAAUA
Xenopus tropicalis (tropical clawed frog) is the source of this 2234-nucleotide messenger RNA. It is a transcript of the gene cyp2e1.2, whose product is annotated as cytochrome P450 family 2 subfamily E member 1 gene 2. Bases 414 to 1883 code for a protein of 489 amino acids. Gene Ontology annotation, biological process: aflatoxin metabolic process. Lineage: Eukaryota; Metazoa; Chordata; Amphibia; Anura; Pipidae. The record is from RefSeq and is a predicted model, not a curated record. Gene Ontology annotation, molecular function: oxidoreductase activity, acting on paired donors, with incorporation or reduction of molecular oxygen; iron ion binding; heme binding. The transcript has 10 exons.